CCGAGCCAUCGGCCGCCGGCAUACCCUAGCCGUCGCCGCACCUAGCGGUGGCUACCUUGGCCCCUUCCACCGCCGCCCUCAACCGCCUGCGCCCGGAUUACGCGGAUGCGUCUCCACGUUUCACUUUCCGUUCCCUCUCUCUUGUCUCGAUUCGUCUCCAUUUGUCGGGGUUUCCUCGCAUUGUAAUUCGUUUUGCUGAUGUCUUGUUUGAUACCAGACGGAGGUUUCGACUGAUUAAUCGUCUAGGGUUACUGAGGGGGCUCUUGGGCAUUUGAUCGAUUACGUCGUGGUGCUCAUCGAGGUCAUUGAUGCAUCCAUUUGAGAAUGCAAUGGCUGUAGGAACAACAUAUUGAGAUUUAGGUACUUCCGCAUGGGCAACAUUAUCUUUUAUUUAAUGUUCUGAGCAAUGUCAAUCUGCGAGCAUAAUCUUGAUGAUGUGUUACAACCGGUCCAUGAAGAAGCUGUGAUUUCGUUUUGGCCAAGCAAUGAGUUUGUGGACUGUGGAGUCUUCCCAGGUCAAUGAUGAGAAGUUGGACUCGAUUGUGCCUCACAUGAUACCUGGGCAUUCAUUCAAUCACCUGCAGGGCAGUAGCCAUUCCCCACCCCCACGGUAGGCAACUCUGGUCAUGGAUUUUGUCAAACGGCGAAGGAUAGCUUCGUAUACUUGCAAAGAGGAGGAUCACGAAGAGGAAGAGGAAGAGGAGGGCUUGGACGCGAAGAGGAGGGAUUGGUCGUCCCUGACGGAGCCCCUGCUGCGGUCGGUGCUGCGGCGCCUCGACAGCCUCGAGGAUUUCUUCGCCUUCCGGGGCGUCUGCCGCAGCUGGCGAGAGCUCGCCGCCCCGACCCCGGACGCCCUCUCCGCCCAGCUCCCGCUCAUCCUCUUGACCCGCUUCCCUGCAUACACCGAGGCCUUCUACGACCUCGACCGCCGCCGCCUCUACCGUGCCCAGCUCCCAUGGCGCGUCCACUCUCGCCGAUCCGUCGCCUACGCCCACGGCCACCUCAUCACCGCCACCGAUCCCCCCAACUCCAAGCUUCUACUCUGGAACAUCUUCUCGGAGUCUCGCAUCCGCCUUCCCAAGGUUCCCGAGCCCUUCCGCCGCGUCCGCCUCUCCUCGCACCCGUCCGACCCCGCCCUCGACUGCAUCGUUGUCCUCUUCGCCAAGAGGAGCACCGUGCUGCAGUAUUGCCGCGUCGGGGACUCCCUCUGGACCAUCCGCGACUGGAGUAUGCUGAGGAUGGUUGACGACAUGAUCUUCUUCCGGGAUAACAGGCUCUACGCUCUAACCGCCACGAUGCAGCUCGUCGUCGUGGACCUCGCCGCCGAUCCAAAACUCUGGCUACUGGGCGACGGUGGCGGUAGAGCAGCGGAAGGGCAUCGGGAACGUUGGCUUGCCGAGUCAGGUGGGGAGUUGAUGGUUCUCUGCCACAGGUUCAGGGGUGGGUUCGAUGUUUGCCGCUGGGACUCGGGAAGUUGUAGCUGGGUAGAGGUGCUUGACUUGGGCGGAAGGACAGUAUUCCUUGGGUCAAUGGGGUUUGCCGGGUCGAUUGCCGCCGCUGGAUCGGGGAUAAGAGGGAACUGCAUUUAUUAUGUAAGCUACCGGAAAGAUGCGUGGUAUGUGUUCUCGUUGGAAGAGCAAUCCGUCGAGGUUGUCUACCCUGAUUCACCUGGUUUGCUCAGGGGCCAGUCUCCACUGGACCCUGUAUGGGUAUUCCCCAGCCUUUGUUAAAUUAUGAAUGCUCUGUUUGUGUUCGCAAGGUGUUCGGUGAAAUGCUUAGAUAAAGCUGUAGUUCUCAGUUAAAUUUAGAGUUCCGAUGUUUGUUGUCAUUUGUAGUCUUGAUGAUUCCUCGCUGCUUA
Musa acuminata AAA Group (dessert banana) is the source of this 1858-nucleotide messenger RNA. Its product is annotated as probable F-box protein At4g22060. The record is from RefSeq and is a predicted model, not a curated record. The transcript is spliced from 2 exons. Gene Ontology annotation, molecular function: protein binding. The coding region runs from base 627 to 1730 and encodes 367 amino acids. NCBI's taxonomy places the organism in Eukaryota, Viridiplantae, Streptophyta, Magnoliopsida, Zingiberales, Musaceae.